Messenger RNA from Fusarium odoratissimum NRRL 54006, 678 nucleotides. RefSeq lists its product as uncharacterized. Lineage: Eukaryota; Fungi; Ascomycota; Sordariomycetes; Hypocreales; Nectriaceae. The record is from RefSeq and is a predicted model, not a curated record. Bases 159 to 629 code for a protein of 156 amino acids. The transcript has 2 exons.
CCCUUGUCUUUUCCAGAACACCACCAUCUCUAAACCUUGAGUUCGUAAUCGGGGAAAAGCUAAACUCCGUUGCCGGUGAUGAUUUAGUUUACUCGCCAACAGGCAUCCCCUCAGCAAAUCAUCAACCUCAGUAAUAUCGCAGCCAGCACCAUCGCACAAUGUCUACUACCCAAACAUCCACAGCCAACGCUCGUGACAGUCAUCUACGGCUUCGACCCGAAUCUUCUGUUGAGGAUGCAUUGCAAGAUUACAAGAUCCAUCACUCAUCGCAUCAACUUUCGUCGUCGGAUGAACAGCAGAGCAGCGGUGGCCAUAUCGUGAUUGUCGCGGGGAUCCCUCGAGAAGCCCAACCGAGCGAUUUUGAUUCCUCUCUAGCUCCACAUCCCACAGUUCCAUAUCCAGUAUCGAACCCAGGGUGGUGGACCGACACUUUCAGGCGCGUUCCUGACUAUAGACCUAUCAACCAGCAUCUGGAUCUCAAUGAGAGACGGCAGAUGCUCUUGUUUACGGUCGUUGGUGGCAUUAUGGUUAGAGGAUGCUGGCUUAUGUCGAUUUGGGCACAGGCAUGGAGGAACACUGCUGGAAGGGUAACGGACAUUGGUCUCUCAAAGGUCGGAGGAGAGUGGUAGACACCUCUGUUGAACCACGGUCAACACUGAGACUGAUGGAGGAGUCGGG